Folsomia candida is the source of this 1763-nucleotide messenger RNA. RefSeq lists its product as uncharacterized. Gene Ontology annotation, cellular component: P granule; nucleus. The coding region runs from base 274 to 1515 and encodes 413 amino acids. The transcript has 6 exons. NCBI's taxonomy places the organism in Eukaryota, Metazoa, Arthropoda, Collembola, Entomobryomorpha, Isotomidae. Gene Ontology annotation, molecular function: sequence-specific DNA binding. Gene Ontology annotation, biological process: negative regulation of DNA-templated transcription; male meiotic nuclear division; spermatogenesis. The record is from RefSeq and is a predicted model, not a curated record.
UUUGUCCCUCGUUCAUCAUUCAUAUUGCAUGUUUUUAGUAUCCAGCUGCUGGCGAGGUGUAAAUAAUUCUUUUAUCAAAAUAGACCAAUUUUAAUUUCGCAAUUCUUCAAUUUACACUGAAUUUCGUGAUUAGAUGUAUACUUUUGAUUUGUAAUCCUGCCAAUUAUUUAUUAGUGAAUUUGAUUUGACUAUUUAACAUUCGUUAUACAAAAUCUGUAUUACAAAUCAAAGGAUUCGACGUUUUUCUAAGAUUGAAAAUAGAAUUGAUUGAACAUGGCAGGAUUUAAAAACCAUGCAGAUGACGUUGCAAAAGAAUUGACUAGAUGGGAAGACCUCUUCCGUUCCAUUAAAUUUGAUGAUGAAUCGCCAUUGCAAAAGGUGUCGCCCAAGAAGCCUUUGACCCCUUCACAAAAAAAAGAGUUUGACAAUCAUGAGAAGACUAAAGGUAUGAUUGCCACCUAUUUGGCGUAUGCGGCGUCAGGCUAUUUCAUGGACAAACGUUUCGUGGUUGCCCAUUUUAAUUAUUUCUGCCCGGAUGGAUUUACCACAACGAGCAAUUAUAUCCCGUGUGAAUGUGCGCUGCAAGUUUUCUCGCUGACGGAAGGUCUCCUCCCAUUGGAGAAAGUCUUGAAUUUUGAUAUUUGUGGCCUCAUAGAUCCAAGUCCAGAUGCUGUUCCCAUUGGGAUGCGAAGUGAAGCUAUUCAAGCUGCUGAUGGGCUUAAAAUACCACACAUUGGCCAGGCCGUUGCUGAGCGAGACGCUUCUUCAGAGUUAGCUGAUUGUACAAUUUGGACGCCUUCUCUGGCUUACCAAGCGAUACGGAUAAUCAUUGAAAAGUAUGCACCUCGAGUCACUGGAGAAGAGAAAUGGGUGUUUGUCGCCUCUGAUAAUGUGUUUUACGCGGAACGUUGUCUACGCUAUCUGCAGACAAAAGUUUCUGGUGACAACAACUCGGCAACUUAUACAGAUGAUUGUCCCGUCCGAUUUGCGCCUUUAUCAUUGUUGGCACUAGAACUCAAAAAGCUAUGCCUUCAUGUUGGGGGAUCCAAAAUUCCUAACUUUAAAAACGAGGAAAACGCUGCAGAACUAUUGUUGCACGAACAAUACGCCUACAAUCCGAAAGUUGCUUGUCGAUGGCAUUCAAAGGCUGAUCAUAUGGAUGUCAUGCACCUCUGCAGCAAUAACAUCGUCAAGAGAAUGAUCUACAACUUGGUGGGAUAUAUCCGGAUUACGCAAGGCUUGCCAGUGUUUCCUCCCUUGUUUAAACCUGCUGAUUCGGAGGUGGAUGUCGUUGACUGGGAAACUGUUGUAGCCUUGGAGAGAAAUAUUGUGAAAGAUCAAGUGAAGGCGGAUAAAAUUCAACAAAGCAAGUAUCGGUAUCCGCAAGUAUUAAGAAGCCAAAUCAACGCCCCUGCCACCGAGGUCUUUAAUGAAGUUAAUGAAGUAGCUGAGGAAGAUAGAGACACAUCUGAAGAAUACGUAUGGAAUAAUGACCCAUCUGACGAAGAAUGUUGAGGAAUUCACAAAAUUUAAAGAAAGCACAAACAAUUAACAUGUCUAGAUUUGCCCGUUAUUUAGAUUUUUUUUAGUUUACAUACUAAACCGACACAAGUUUCAUGAAAUAUUCAUUAAAUCUUAGCACAUUUUGAUUUUGAUAGAUAAAAUCCAACUUUGUCCCGUUUCUGGAGCGUUUUUAUUGAGUAUGCAAGCAAUGAAAUAUUUGAAUGAUUAAUUUUGACUCAAUAAAUAAGAUAAAUGAGAAA